AUGGAGUCUAGUGAAGAUGAACUGGAACUAAAAGGGAAGGGGCCAUUAGCAGCGACAAGGGAAGGGGCCAUUAGCGGCGACAAGGGGCCAUUAGCAGUGACAAGCUGGAGGGAAAUCAUAUGCGCGCUUUCUGGCGAUUCCCAACCGUUGGAUUGGGAAAGCAUCGUAGGGCCAAUAUUUGGUCUAAGAAUGGUCAACGUAUCAACACAUUUAGCGGCAACAUCGCCGCUAAAAGAAUCGUCUUUAAUGCCUUAUCACAGAAACAAACUCUAUCCGUUGGAUUAUUUGCAGAACCAAGGGUGA
This is a messenger RNA of Lactuca saligna, 303 nucleotides long. NCBI's taxonomy places the organism in Eukaryota, Viridiplantae, Streptophyta, Magnoliopsida, Asterales, Asteraceae. The record is from the annotation of a GenBank genome assembly.